UUAAAAACAAUUGCAGGUUAUGAUCAUCUGUCACAAAUGUCUUCAUCUCUUUCACAGUCAGUUCACUUGCUAUUGCAGUUAUUUUCAAAUGUUUGACUGUUCAUAAUUCAUUUCCAUUGUUGAAUAAUGAUCCGAAGUCUAGUGAUUUUGAAUGGAUUGUGCAGGUCUCAACAAUUUAGUUCAAUCAGACUUGUAUCGACAGUAAUGAAUCCUCUAGUAGCGGUAUGUCAAAUGACGUCGACAGCUGACAAACAGAAGAAUUUCGAAGUUGUUAGGAAUUUGGUAGUUCAAGCUAAAGAACGUAAAGCCCAAAUAGCUUUUUUCCCCGAAGCUUGCGACUACCUGGCGGACAAUAAAAAAGACAUAGUGGCCUUCAGCGAGCCCCUGACAGGCCCCACAGUAUCCAAAUACAAAUCUCUAGCUGCAGAGCAUGACAUUUGGUUGUCACUGGGUGGACUGCACGAACGGCAGUCAGAGGGCUCCGAAAAAAUCUCAAAUACUCAUGUUCUGAUAAAUAAUGAAGGGUCCAUUGUUGCUGCAUACAGAAAAAUCCAUUUAUUUGAUAUGGAUAAUAAAGAUACCGGGGUACGAUUGAUGGAGUCUGAUUACGUGGUGCCAGGGGGUGAGAUAAUUCCGCCAGUUUCGACGCCUUGUGGGAGAAUUGGACUGAGCAUUUGCUACGACAUGCGAUUCCCCGAGUUAUCCCUGACCCUUCGAAAAUCAGGAGCUGAAAUCCUGACAUUCCCUUCAGCAUUUACGUAUCAAACCGGUGCUGCACACUGGGAGGUUCUCCUGCGAGCCCGAGCGAUCGAGACCCAGUGCUACGUCGUAGCAGCAGCUCAAACUGGCUCUCACAACAAGAAGCGAACCAGUUGGGGUCAUGCAAUGAUUGUUGACCCCUGGGGUGCAGUUGUCGCACAGUGUCCGGAAAAAACAGGCAUUGCAGUUGCCGAAAUCGAUUUGAAUUUGAUAGAGACCGUUCGUAGAAAUAUGCCCUGUGAGAAUCACCGUAGAACGGAUUUGUACCCCUCGAUGAACUUCUCCAGUUGAUGAUCUUACGAUAAAUAAGAGAAAAGGAUUGUUUUCAUGGAUUUUCCAAGUUUUUACACUACACUGGUAAUUUUCUCCGAUUUAACUCAAGCGAAUUAAUUCACGAAGAUUAAUUCAGAAAACAGUAGUUUUCUGAGGAAUGGGGGCAUGCAAUGGUGAAUAAAAUUCCUCAAUUCAAUCAUCACUAGCUAUUAUUCACAUUUAUACAAUACACAUUCACAUCUUUGCACAUUGAUGUUUUAUUCCUCAGAUUGUUGACCCCUGGGGUUCUGUUAUUGCACAGUGUGCAAAAAAAACAGGCAUUGCGAUUGCCGAAAUUGAUCUAAAUUUAUUAGAAACAGUUCGUAGAAAUAGGUCCUGUGAGAAUCAUCGUAGAACGGAUUUGUACCCCUCGAUGGACUUCUCCAGUUGAUGAUCUUACGAUAAAUAAGAGAAAAGGAUUGUUUCCAUGGAUUUUCUAAGUUUUUACACUACACUGGUAAUUUUCUCCGAUUUAACUCAAGCGAAUUAAUUCACGAAGAUUAAUUCAGAAAACAGUAGUUUUCUGAGGAAUGGGGGCAUGCAAUGGUGAAUAAAAUUCCUCAAUUCAAUCAUCACUAGCUAUUAUUCACAUUUAUACAAUACACAUUCACAUCUUUGCACAUUGAUGUUUUAUUCCUCAGAUUGUUGACCCCUGGGGUUCUGUUAUUGCACAGUGUGCGAAAAAAACAGGCAUUGCGAUUGCCGAAAUUGAUCUAAAUUUAUUAGAAACAGUUCGUAGAAAUAGGUCCUGUGAGAAUCAUCGUAGAACGGAUUUGUACCCCUCGAUGGACUUCUCCAGUUGAUGAUCUUACGAUAAAUAAGAAAAAAGGAUUGUUUCCAUGGAUUUUCUAAGUUUUUACACUACACUGGUAAUUUUCUCCGAUUUAACUCAAGCGAAUUAAUUCACGAAGAUUAAUUCAGAAAACAGUAGUUUUCUGAGGAAUGGGGGCAUGCAAUGGUGAAUAAAAUUCCUCAAUUCAAUCAUCACUAGCUAUUAUUCACAUUUAUACAAUACACAUUCACAUCUUUGCACAUUGAUGUUUUAUUCCUCAGAUUGUUGACCCCUGGGGUUCUGUUAUUGCACAGUGUGCAAAAAAAACAGGCAUUACGAUUGCCGAAAUUGAUCUAAAUUGAUUAGAAACAGUUCGUAGAAAUAGGUCCUGUGAGAAUCAUCGUAGAACGGAUUUGUACCCCUCGAUGGACUUCUCCAGUUGAUGAUCUUACGAUAAAUAAGAAAAAAGGAUUGUUUCCAUGGAUUUUCUAAGUUUUUACACUACACUGGUAAUUUUCUCCGAUUUAACUCAAGCGAAUUAAUUCACGAAGAUUAAUUCAGAAAACAGUAGUUUUCUGAGGAAUGGGGGCAUGCAAUGGUGAAUAAAAUUCCUCAAUUCAAUCAUCACUAGCUAUUAUUCACAUUUAUACAAUACACAUUCACAUCUUUGCACAUUGAUGUUUUAUUCCUCAGAUUGUUGACCCCUGGGGUUCUGUUAUUGCACAGUGUGCGAAAAAAACAGGCAUUGCGAUUGCCGAAAUUGAUCUAAAUUUAUUAGAAACAGUUCGUAGAAAUAGGUCCUGUGAGAAUCAUCGUAGAACGGAUUUGUACCCCUCGAUGGACUUCUCCAGUUGAUGAUCUUACGAUAAAUAAGAAAAAAGGAUUGUUUCCAUGGAUUUUCUAAGUUUUUACACUACACUGGUAAUUUUCUCCGAUUUAACUCAAGCGAAUUAAUUCACGAAGAUUAAUUCAGAAAACAGUAGUUUUCUGAGGAAUGGGGGCAUGCAAUGGUGAAUAAAAUUCCUCAAUUCAAUCAUCACUAGCUAUUAUUCACAUUUAUACAAUACACAUUCACAUCUUUGCACAUUGAUGUUUUAUUCCUCAGAUUGUUGACCCCUGGGGUUCUGUUAUUGCACAGUGUGCGAAAAAAACAGGCAUUGCGAUUGCCGAAAUUGAUCUAAAUUUAUUAGAAACAGUUCGUAGAAAUAGGUCCUGUGAGAAUCAUCGUAGAACGGAUUUGUACCCCUCGAUGGACUUCUCCAGUUGAUGAUCUUACGAUAAAUAAGAAAAAAGGAUUGUUUCCAUGGAUUUUCUAAGUUUUUACACUACACUGGUAAUUUUCUCCGAUUUAACUCAAGCGAAUUAAUUCACGAAGAUUAAUUCAGAAAACAGUAGUUUUCUGAGGAAUGGGGGCAUGCAAUGGUGAAUAAAAUUCCUCAAUUCAAUCAUCACUAGCUAUUAUUCACAUUUAUACAAUACACAUUCACAUCUUUGCACAUUGAUGUUUUAUUCCUCAGAUUGUUGACCCCUGGGGUUCUGUUAUUGCACAGUGUGCGAAAAAAACAGGCAUUGCGAUUGCCGAAAUUGAUCUAAAUUUAUUAGAAACAGUUCGUAGAAAUAGGUCCUGUGAGAAUCAUCGUAGAACGGAUUUGUACCCCUCGAUGGACUUCUCCAGUUGAUGAUCUUACGAUAAAUAAGAAAAAAGGAUUGUUUCCAUGGAUUUUCUAAGUUUUUACACUACACUGGUAAUUUUCUCCGAUUUAACUCAAGCGAAUUAAUUCACGAAGAUUAAUUCAGAAAACAGUAGUUUUCUGAGGAAUGGGGGCAUGCAAUGGUGAAUAAAAUUCCUCAAUUCAAUCAUCACUAGCUAUUAUUCACAUUUAUACAAUACACAUUCACAUCUUUGCACAUUGAUGUUUUAUUCCUCAGAUUGUUGACCCCUGGGGUUCUGUUAUUGCACAGUGUGCGAAAAAAACAGGCAUUGCGAUUGCCGAAAUUGAUCUAAAUUUAUUAGAAACAGUUCGUAGAAAUAGGUCCUGUGAGAAUCAUCGUAGAACGGAUUUGUACCCCUCGAUGGACUUCUCCAGUUGAUGAUCUUACGAUAAAUAAGAAAAAAGGAUUGUUUCCAUGGAUUUUCUAAGUUUUUACACUACACUGGUAAUUUUCUCCGAUUUAACUCAAGCGAAUUAAUUCACGAAGAUUAAUUCAGAAAACAGUAGUUUUCUGAGGAAUGGGGGCAUGCAAUGGUGAAUAAAAUUCCUCAAUUCAAUCAUCACUAGCUAUUAUUCACAUUUAUACAAUACACAUUCACAUCUUUGCACAUUGAUGUUUUAUUCCUCAGAUUGUUGACCCCUGGGGUUCUGUUAUUGCACAGUGUGCGAAAAAAACAGGCAUUGCGAUUGCCGAAAUUGAUCUAAAUUUAUUAGAAACAGUUCGUAGAAAUAGGUCCUGUGAGAAUCAUCGUAGAACGGAUUUGUACCCCUCGAUGGACUUCUCCAGUUGAUGAUCUUACGAUAAAUAAGAAAAAAGGAUUGUUUCCAUGGAUUUUCUAAGUUUUUACACUACACUGGUAAUUUUCUCCGAUUUAACUCAAGCGAAUUAAUUCACGAAGAUUAAUUCAGAAAACAGUAGUUUUCUGAGGAAUGGGGGCAUGCAAUGGUGAAUAAAAUUCCUCAAUUCAAUCAUCACUAGCUAUUAUUCACAUUUAUACAAUACACAUUCACAUCUUUGCACAUUGAUGUUUUAUUCCUCAGAUUGUUGACCCCUGGGGUUCUGUUAUUGCACAGUGUGCGAAAAAAACAGGCAUUGCGAUUGCCGAAAUUGAUCUAAAUUUAUUAGAAACAGUUCGUAGAAAUAGGUCCUGUGAGAAUCAUCGUAGAACGGAUUUGUACCCCUCGAUGGACUUCUCCAGUUGAUGAUCUUACGAUAAAUAAGAAAAAAGGAUUGUUUCCAUGGAUUUUCUAAGUUUUUACACUACACUGGUAAUUUUCUCCGAUUUAACUCAAGCGAAUUAAUUCACGAAGAUUAAUUCAGAAAACAGUAGUUUUCUGAGGAAUGGGGGCAUGCAAUGGUGAAUAAAAUUCCUCAAUUCAAUCAUCACUAGCUAUUAUUCACAUUUAUACAAUACACAUUCACAUCUUUGCACAUUGAUGUUUUAUUCCUCAGAUUGUUGACCCCUGGGGUUCUGUUAUUGCACAGUGUGCAAAAAAAACAGGCAUUGCGAUUGCCGAAAUUGAUCUAAAUUUAUUAGAAACAGUUCGUAGAAAUAGGUCCUGUGAGAAUCAUCGUAGAACGGAUUUGUACCCCUCGAUGGACUUCUCCAGUUGAUGAUCUUACGAUAAAUAAGAGAAAAGGAUUGUUUCCAUGGAUUUUCUAAGUUUUUACACUACACUGGUAAUUUUCUCCGAUUUAACCCAAGCGAAUUAAUUCACGAAGAUUAAUUCAGAAAACAGUAGUUUUCUGAGGAAUGGGGGCAUGCAAUGAUUGUUGACCCCUGGGGUUCUGUUAUUGCACAGUGUGC
Diachasma alloeum is the source of this 5363-nucleotide messenger RNA. It is a transcript of the gene NitFhit, whose product is annotated as deaminated glutathione amidase. NCBI's taxonomy places the organism in Eukaryota, Metazoa, Arthropoda, Insecta, Hymenoptera, Braconidae. The record is from RefSeq and is a predicted model, not a curated record. The transcript has 6 exons. The coding region runs from base 127 to 1050 and encodes 307 amino acids. Gene Ontology annotation, biological process: nucleobase-containing compound metabolic process. Gene Ontology annotation, molecular function: hydrolase activity, acting on carbon-nitrogen (but not peptide) bonds, in linear amides; bis(5'-adenosyl)-triphosphatase activity.